CAGGUUUCCAGUUUGUUUAAUUUGUUGACUGUUGAGUAUUAUCAAAUUUAUCAAACAUUUGCUUGUUGGGUGUAUUUAAUUUUUGAACAUUUAAAAUAAUUAUACAGGACGUCUUCCCAAAGUAUGCCUCCCAAAUAUAAAUUUUCAGAAGGAGAGAAGGUCUUGUGUUUUCACGGGCCUUUGAUUUACGAAGCGAAAUGCUUGAAGUCAACCAUUACCAAAGAGAAACAAGUCAAAUAUUUUAUACAUUAUGCUGGGUGGAACAAAAAUUGGGAUGAGUGGGUUCCUGAAAGUAGAGUAUUGAAAUACAAUGAAGCAAAUGUUGCUAGACAGAAGGAAGUUCAAAAAGCACAUUCAGCUCAACAAAGUAAGAACAAAAAAGUCACAAAGAAGACUGCGGUAGUUAAGAGUGAUGUGGUAAAAGAUGGUGACUCUAGAGCAAGCACACCAGUUGCAGAAGUAGUAGCAAAAGGUACAAAGAAAAAAGAAGUUAGCACUCCUUCUAGUGGUCAAGAUUCUAGUUCAGAUGUUCCAAAAAAGAAGAGGGGUCGUUUAGAUCCAUCUGUAGAAUCUGAAGAGCAGUUCCUUAGUAAAGUUGAGGUAAAAGUGAAGAUUCCAGAUGAACUGAAGCCCUGGUUGGUAGAUGAUUGGGAUGUUAUUACCAGACAAAGAAAACUGUUCAAUUUGCCUGCCAAGACAAAUGUUGAACAAAUCUUGGAGAAUUAUUUGAAUCAUAAGAAGAAUACAAAGUCAAAUAAUUCAAACAAGGAAUCUGCUACUAUUGAAAUCGUGAAAGGCAUAAAAGAAUAUUUCAACGUCAUGCUAGGAACUCGGUUGCUUUAUAAAUUCGAGAGGCCCCAGUACGCAGAAAUACUACAAUCAUAUCCUGAAAAACCCAUGUCAGAAAUUUAUGGGGCAAUUCAUUUACUACGCUUAUUUGUUAAAUUAGGUGCCAUGUUAGCUUAUACGCCCUUGGACGAGAGAAGCAUCCAGUUGCUUCUGCUGAACGUACAAGACUUCUUAAAGUAUUUGGUAAAAAAUAGCACACAGUUAUUUAAUUUACAGGACUAUGGAAACGCUUCCCCUGAGUAUCACAGGAAGGCUCUGUGAUAUAAGGAAGAAUUAGACUGGGAUAGUUGUGACUAACAAAAAGUAUCUCUAGUAUUUGUAAUUGUCUUAGGGAUUGAUCCAUUUAUUUUUAAUUCAGUUAUUCAUUGUGAAAAAAUAUUUUAAAUGCUUAAAAAUAUUUUGAUUCCAGAGUAAAUUUGGCACCCUCAUGUUUUUCUUAUAAAAAAAAUGGCUAGAUCAUGAUUUGUAUUUAAGUAGUUCCUUUUUAAUCAUUAAUAUUUACUUAAUAUCCAAUUAUAUUGUGUACAGGGUCUUAAAAUAUUACAAAACGUAACGCCUUGCCCAUCUGUUGGGCAUAAGUGCUGAUAUCUGCAUCAGUAUGUAACAAAAAUACAUUGGUGUCAAAUAUAGUGGUCUAGCUGGGGCAGUAUUAAAAAUAUACAGAACGUAUUUAAAGUUAUACAUCAAUUAUAACUAUUAAUUAAAUUAGCUUAGGAAAUAUUUUUUUGUUUAAAAGUUUCUGUUCUGUUUUU
Molecule: messenger RNA, 1601 nt
Organism: Psylliodes chrysocephalus
Lineage: Eukaryota; Metazoa; Arthropoda; Insecta; Coleoptera; Chrysomelidae
Source: the annotation of a GenBank genome assembly